This is a messenger RNA of Scatophagus argus, 2448 nucleotides long. It is a transcript of the gene gsc, whose product is annotated as goosecoid. The record is from RefSeq and is a predicted model, not a curated record. Gene Ontology annotation, cellular component: nucleus. Lineage: Eukaryota; Metazoa; Chordata; Actinopteri; Scatophagidae. The transcript has 3 exons. The coding region runs from base 605 to 1330 and encodes 241 amino acids. Gene Ontology annotation, molecular function: DNA-binding transcription factor activity, RNA polymerase II-specific; RNA polymerase II cis-regulatory region sequence-specific DNA binding. Gene Ontology annotation, biological process: regulation of transcription by RNA polymerase II.
UAAUGCCGACAUUAAAAAAAAAUCCUGUAACACAAUGUAAUACAACACAAUAUUUAGAAUAUGAAUUGGUUGAUGAAUUCCUUAUUUUUGGGUGUCGUUUUAAGAUUUACCUCUGACUUUAUGGAGGCCUUCUCCGCCCCCUUACAGUAAAUACUGAUGUAAAUGUGUUCCAUAGAUUAUCAUGCCUUCACUGACAAGGAAAUAAUCGGAUUACUCUGUAGGAAGAGCCUCUGUGACCCCGUAACGGAGUUUCCAAAGUCUGCAAACAGUGCGGAUUAUCUUAAUUGAAUUAAUUCUCAAUACACAGAUUUGUGGCCGUUCACGCCGUGGGCUGCUGCAGCUGAUCCCAGAGCAGCCGCUCCGCCGUGACGUCAGCAGACUAUAAAACCAGCCCUGCUCUCAACUGGUCCCAUUAAACCAAACUGUCCGCAUCCCCAGUCGAGCUCGCGGAGUCGCGCAUGCAGAGAAGAAAAGUACUCUUCAGAGUCAUCAUGACGCAGUUUUAGGAGAACUUCCACGGAGCACGGAAAGCUUUCAGUCCAGGGUUUUUUUCAUUUUCCCGACUUUUCCUUUUCCCGUUUCCGAGCCACCGCGCACCGGUGUGAUGCCCGCCGGAAUGUUCAGCAUAGACAGCAUCUUGUCCGGCCGGCCGAGCUGCAAGGAGCCGCUGCUGCUGCACCGGAGCGGCCCGGUGGUGCUUUCCGCCGGCCUGACGGACUCAAUCUACACCGACUACAACGGACUGUACACGUCCACUUGUGGGCCUUCUCCCCCCGGGAUUCAGUCUGUGAACGGGACCAGGAUAGGAUAUAACGGCUACUACUACGGACAGUUGCACGUCCAGGGCGCCGGAGGAGGUCCGCCGUGCUGCAGCUCUGUGCCCGGCCUCAGCCAGCAGCAGUGCCCCUGCAUCCCUGCAGGCUACGACAGCCCGGGCUCGGUUCUCAUCUCUCCGGUCCCGCACCAGAUGAUGUCCUACAUGAACAUGGGCAGCCUGUCGCGGACCGAGCUGCAGCUCCUCAACCAGCUGCACUGCCGCAGGAAGCGGAGGCACCGCACCAUCUUCACCGACGAACAGCUGGAGGCUCUGGAGGGCCUCUUCCAAGAGACCAAGUACCCGGACGUCGGCACCCGGGAGCAGCUGGCCCGCAAGGUCCACCUCCGGGAGGAGAAGGUCGAGGUUUGGUUCAAAAACAGACGCGCGAAGUGGAGGAGGCAGAAAAGGUCCUCAUCAGAGGAAUCAGAGAACUCUCAGAAAUGGAACAAAUCGACCAAAACGUCUGCGGAGAAAACCGAGGAGAGCAAAAGUGACGCGGACUCGGACAGCUGAUAAUAACAGCGACGUGACGCGGCCACAUGUGUGUGCACAUAUAGUGGAAAGUGACGUGGACUCCACGACAUGCUGGUGGUGUGAUGAAACUUGUUGCCAUGUUGCACAGUUGUACAUAACUACAUUUUAUUAUUGAUUUUUGUGUCCACUAUUUAUAUUUAAUUUAAGUUUUUUUUUAUGUAAUGUUACGCACGCCAGGGGACGUGACUUCCGGUGGAUCGAUUGACAUGUCUGAAUAUAUCGUAAUGUUAUAUGUGACAUUUUUAUGGAUAUUAAAUGUUGUAAUUCUGGUAUUUUUUUUUUUCGUUGUAACAUUAUUCAUUGCGCUCAGCCAGCCGCAGGGGGGAAACAAAACAUCCGGAGGCGGAGCACAGCAUAAUCACAGAGCUGUUAUGAAGAAUAAGCUGAAUUUCUUAUGUUAUUUUAUUUUACAAAGAUAAGAAAAUCAAGCUGCUUAAAAGGACAUCGAGUAUACAUUAAAAUACAAAUGAAACAUCAUCAGCACGCUGUCUGAUUUUUUUUUUCUUCACGGUGGAGGGAUGUUAAUUUGGUUGUUUGUUAAACAUUUUGAAAUUGAUGGGAACUGAAUGGAAAAUAGGAUUUCUGUUUUUUGCUGAGCUCCCAGUCCCAUUUUCAUUUACAUUUAACUAGCGACACAACUCUGAAAAUACUCUCCUCUAAAAGUACAGAAGUCAGGCACUGAAAAUAUUAGCAAAUAAGUAAAAAUACACAAGUAUUAGGCCCAGGGUGAAAAUAUGCUUAAUGUAUUGAAAGUAGAAGUUAUCAAAAUGCCUAAAAAUGACCGUCAGUAUUUUAGAAUGAGGUUUUAUUGGAAUAUAUGCGUGUAUUGAUUGGGCUCAUGAUGAUUUCUGUAAUGCUUGGAAGCAAUUUCCUUCAGUGUGUUUGUGCUGUCUGCUGAAAAACAGGAGUUGGAUUUUCAUCUGAACAUAUGUGGCGGGACAAUCCUGUCAAAGUUAACUUUUUUACUGUCUAUGGUCUUAUUAUCUGCAUCGAACACAAGGCAGGUGUGUGGAUGGUGUUGUUUGAAUUGUUACAGCACUAUAAGCAACACUUCAGCCCUUCUGAACCAGGAUCUGCCUUUGUCACUGUGGUGUAAA